AAGAUGUUCUACAUGAGGAAAAUAAAGCACCUUAAAAAAAAAUUGCUCACCAGGCUCAAAGACGCAAUACCCACUGCUACACUGACACACACACACACACACAGACACACAUGCACAAAGACACAUACACACACGCAGUUUUGAGAGGCAGCUCCUCCCAAAACCAAAAGAGGGAGAGAGGGAGAGGGGACGAGAGAGGAGCACACACUGCCGAGGGAGACUGCCUGCUGUCACACGUGUCUGCCCUCACCUCCUCUGCACUCCGUUCCCAGCUUCACAGGAGAGAGACAAAAACCUGCGCUUUCUCACCCCAAUCCAGCCCUGAAGGACUUCUAUGGAAUUUGGCCUCCACACCUCGUUUCUGAUUAACCCCAUCUUCAAGGAUCUGUUCCCCAAAUCCGAAGCUUUUACAAGGGAAACCCAAUGACAGAUUUCAAGGGAGCAAGGAUGGAAACACAUGAAAGGGAAAUAAUGAAAGUUGUAUGUGCGAAGUGAAAGAAAAAUCCUUCCGGGGGAAAAUGCUGUGUCUGAAAGGCACUCUAGGGGGCUCGUCUUAUCCACACUCGAGGUCAGUUCCGGGCUAGGAACCGGGAGAUCAAGGUCAGUUCCGGGCUAGUAACCAGGAGAUCCUUGUGCUCUGUGGGAGGAGAGUUGAACCGUGGGGCAUCAGCUGAUCCUUCAUCAUCUCCCCAUCGUCCUCCUCCUGCUCCUCCUCUUCAUCAUCGCCACACUAUGCGGAUGUUAUCUUUAGUCAUAUGGAUUGUCAAUUUCACCAAUCUCACUCAUGGACAUGACAGUGAGGAGUACUUCCCAGGUGAAAAGGGCUCUGAAGUCCCACCGGCUGGGGACAGCCUCAGAGGUUCGGACCCAGUGUCCAGUGUCGACGACCUGGUUGAGCUGUUUUACCCUGAGUACAGCUUGGUCCAGCACUGUCUACGUCAGAAAGCCCUGCGCACAUCCUCUCCUCUUCAUGCUGAGGACGAUAUCUGGACCUGGGCCAAGCCCAGGGAGAUGCCCCAGUACAAGUAUGACGCCAGCAUCAUCGAAGUCAUUCUGGAAGAGAUCCAGCGCACUAUGUGUAGUCCCCGAGAGGUGUGUUUGGAGGUGUCCAAGGAGUACCCAGAGAGCACCAGUCACUCGUACAGGCCUCGCUGUGUGUCUGUGCACCGUUGUGGGGGCUGCUGUCACCACGAGGGGCUGUACUGCACCAACACCAGCUACACCUAUGUCAACAAGACGCUACUAGAGAUCUCUCAUCUCGACGGCUCCGUGGUGAUGGUGGCCUUCAUUAACCACACGUCCUGCCAGUGUCUGUCCAAGAGACCCCUGCACUCGGUCAUCAGGAGGGCCGCAGCAGCCCACCGCACCGUGUGUUCCCCGCCAGAUGUUCCCUGCAGUACAGGACUGGUCUGGGACCUUAACAGCUGCUUGUGUGUUCCUGUGGAGGCAAGCUUCUACUCAGAGAGAGAGCUGGAGCCCCUGGAGUCUGCCUUGCUGGCUCUGUGCGGCCCCAACAAAGUCCUGGACGAGGACAGCUGUGACUGUGUGUGUCAGAAUGGCCUGACAGAGGCCAGCUGCGGUCAGGGCAGGCGUCUGGACCAGGAGACCUGCGAGUGUCUCUGUGAGAAACAGCCCACUUCGGGGACCUGCCCACCCAACCAGCUAUGGGACCCGGGACUGUGUGGCUGCGUGUGCAGGGCAGAGUGCCCGCGUAGCCAGCCCCUCAAUCCAGAGACCUGUCUGUGUCAAUGCAGGGAGAGCCCUCACACAUGCCUGCGCCAGGGCAAGAGGUUCAUCGCACAAAACUGCAGCUGUUACCGGGAACCCUGCAGAAAGCCACACAAGAACUGUCCAAGUGGCCAGUACUACAGCCACACAGUGUGUCAGUGUAUGCCCAACUACAUGAGGUCGGGGGAGUGGAACUGAACAGUGUCCCUAGCACUGCUGCCAAACUCCUGGCAUAUGGACAGCAGCAGUAGGAUGGAGUGGAGAAGAAAAUGAAGACUGACCGCACCCACGGUCAACAUGACAUGAGACUGAAUGAAGAGGAACGGAUGGCUGAGGAGACGUACUGACUGGUUUUCUACGUCUGUGAAGGGAAGUCUAAAUUAAAUCUGCUUGUAAGAAUGUACUGAGAUGGAAAAAGAACGAGCUGCGGAAAACAGGUGAUUUGUGUUUUCAUGUCAGUUAGUUAAUAUUGUGACCAACGUCCUCUGUAUCGAUCGGUGUGUUAUCAAUUAUAUCGUUUUAGGGACACAGGAACUCACAUUUUUUAAUUGACCAAGAACAGGUGUGUUUGCAAUGAACAACAACUAUGUACUAUAUGUCCCUCAGAACCAGUUCAUAUUCACUCUCCGACAAGGAAAGGCAGGCGACAGAGCUAAUAUGGGAAUGUUUGCAUACAUUCACUUGAUCUAAAAGCUCUAAAUCUUCAGACAAGGGAACCUAAAAUGAUGCACAGUCCCUGUUAUCUAUUUAUAAAAGAUAAUGGAGUUCUCUUGAUACUGCAGUUCAAGUACUGAAUCAUGGAUAUCCCUUCAGAUUCUCAGCUGCCUUUUAAAAAUGAGCUUAGAAACAUUUGUAUUCCAUAAAAUGAAAUUCUGUUUGACGGUCUAACCUUCAUAUUUAUUACAAGUUACCCUGUCCUUCUCUGAGAUGGCAGUGCUGUGAUGUCAUUUUGACAUGAGAAAGAAGAAAAAAGACUGAAAAGUAAAGCACGAGAAUAUACUGCAUUUUACAACCAUGUUUUUCAUACUCUAAUCAGUAGUGGCUGUGAAUUAAUAUCAUAUCUCUAUUGUAUAUUUUCUUUUUCCUUAUUUAUAAAUAGAAGUCAGUCAUUGGUCUUUUUUACAGCUGAGGCCAUGUUACAGCAAAUCAAAAAUAAAAACAUUAUCAAAAGCAGUCAUAUUGGUAAUUUAUCAAACAUAUGAGUUGCCUUAUAGGUACCAAAACGUCUUGCUUAAGGUCACUGUGAGACACUCCAUGAGUGGGGGACAUACUGUAGUAGCCAAUAGCCAUUUUACUGAACUGAAUGAACCUGUGGUAUCUUUAAGACUAGCCAGUAUUUGAAGUGAGGUUGAUAAGUUCAGAUUUUCUUAUUUGUUUUUGAGGUUUGGAAGUUUUUGCAUUAAUCCUUAUAUACAAACAUCAACCAAUGUCUAGCCCUUCUGGAAGCCAGAGUCCAAGCAAAUUAAUGUUUAUAAAAUACAAUGUGUGUGAAAGUCCAUAUGAUUAAUAAAAACAUAAUAAAUAAAAGUAAUAAAACCCAAAGCUACAUAAUAGACGGCAACAAGAGGUUUCAGUUUUGAUGCUGACGCAUGCAUAUAUAGCAUAUCAUCAUAGUUUAGUACAGACAUCCUACUGGCCAGUACAAUUUCAUUUUGAGGCCGAAAAGAAGAGAAUUCUUAUUCCACCAAAUCUGUAUUUUGACCUAAAAUUUUACCCUGGAGAACUCUUGUGAACUAUAAUAAAAUCAGAUACAACCCCA
Molecule: messenger RNA, 3487 nt
Organism: Esox lucius (northern pike)
Lineage: Eukaryota; Metazoa; Chordata; Actinopteri; Esociformes; Esocidae
Product: vascular endothelial growth factor C
Exons: 7
Coding region: 733-1926 (397 amino acids)
Biological process (GO): response to hypoxia; sprouting angiogenesis; positive regulation of endothelial cell proliferation
Cellular component (GO): membrane
Molecular function (GO): chemoattractant activity; growth factor activity; vascular endothelial growth factor receptor 3 binding
Source: RefSeq, a predicted model, not a curated record